GAGCGUGAAAGAGCGACGCAGUAGCAGCCAGCCAGCAGCGCGAGCGACAUUCACGGGGCGCCGAGGACCCCUGCACACACCUGCCAACACCAUGAGAUGCUCCGGUGAUGAUUUAUUGAGGUGGCGUCUCCGCGCGCUUAGAUCAAUCACCGAGACACCAUUUCAUUAAUUUAUUUCAUCGCUUUAAUUCAACAGUCUCCGCCCGCGCGCUUUGUCUGGCUACCGAGGAAUCAUCAUCUCUGUCUCGUGAUUGAUCUCCCGCUCGUUUCUGAUUCUGAUGGCGGAGACUAAGAUCAUCUACCACAUAGACGAGGAGGAAACUCCUUAUCUGGUGAAAUUAUCGGUCGCGCCUGAGAAAGUGACGUUGGCCGAUUUCAAAAAUGUUCUCAGCAACCGCCCCGUCCACAGCUACAAAUUCUUCUUCAAAUCCAUGGACCAAGAUUUUGGGGUGGUCAAAGAGGAGAUAUCUGAUGACAAUGCCAAGCUGCCCUGCACCAACGGGAGAGUGGUCUCCUGGUUGGUGCUGGGGGAGAGCUGCCCAUCUGAGUGUGUGUCGAUGUGUACCGAGAGCCAAUCAGAGACGACGCCCCAGCCUCCCGUCCACCAGUCAGAGCCCCCCCCUCAUCGGACCGGAGGCAUCGGAGACUCCAGACCACCAUCAUUCCAUGGCCAGGCGCUGAGUAGCAGAGAAGGCGUGGCCACUGAAACAGGAAGUGAGUCUCUCCAGAGUCACCGCAGGGAGCGGGACAGAGCCAAGACCCGACGGAGGAAAGAGGAGUGUGCCGUGCCUCGGGGUCAGCAUCCGUAUUUCACCAUGGGCAGUGCGACGCUGUUGGAGUGUUUCGGCGUGAGUCACACACGCCUCCACACACACUCCUUCGCACCGCACCAGAAGAAUCGCCACACACACUCGGGAUGUCUCCGCCUCUCCAGGGCCUUCCGCCCAAUCCGAUGCCACCCUGAGGCCAGGCCACGCCCACGCUCCUUUCCCGAUGUGGGUAUCGGGGUGUGUGUGUCGGAGGUGUGUGUGGAGGGGGAGGUUGCCAUGACGGCAUGUGACAGCAUCUCCAUGAUCAGCAGCGACCUGCAGAGCAGUACACACACACACACCGACCAGGACGACAGACUCAGCAGUUCCUCAGAGAAGAGUUCAUCAUCACAGCUGAUGAGGCGACACAAGCGCAAACGCAGACGACAGAAAGUCAACAAGACAGACCGGCCAUCUUCGUUCAGCAGCAUCACUGACUCCACCAUGAGCCUCAACAUCAUCACUGUCACACUCAACAUGGAGAAGUAUAAUUUCCUAGGCAUCAGUAUCGUGGGCCAGAGUAACGAACGUGGUGAUGGUGGCAUCUACAUUGGCUCCAUCAUGAAGGGGGGAGCAGUGGCCGCCGACGGAAGAAUACAACCAGGAGACAUGCUACUGCAGGUGAACGAGGUGAACUUUGAGAACAUGAGCAAUGAUGACGCUGUCAGAGUCCUGAGAGAGAUAGUCUCCAAGCCUGGUCCCAUCAGCCUGACUGUGGCCAAGUGUUGGGAUCCUGCUCCUCGCAGUUACUUCACCGUACCUCCCGGUAAGCACAAAACACAUGUGUGUGUGUGUGUAGCUGAGCCUGUGCGCCCCAUUGACCCGGCUGCCUGGAUCUCACACACUGCUGCUCUCACUGGACCCUUCCCCCAAUACGAAUUUGAUGAGCUGCCUCUGACGGUGGGCAAGACUGACAUGGCAACGGUUGUCAAGGUGAUGCAGCUUCCAGGAUCCGGACUGGAGAUACGAGACCGCAUGUGGCUGAAAAUCACCAUCAACAAUGCAGCCAUAGGUUCUGAGCUGGUGGACUGGCUGUAUACGCGUGUCGAGGGCUUUAAGGAUCGUCGGGAUGCUCGUAAAUACGCCAGCGGACUCUUGAAGCACGGCUACCUCACACACACCGUCAACAAGCUCACCUUCUCAGAACAGUGCUACUACACCUUUGGAGACAUCUGUCAAAACUUGGCGUCUCUGCGCCUGAGCGAGGGUGGUGGGGGUGUGUUGGGGGUGUGUGAGGGUGAGAGUGUGGUUCCCCCCCUCUCCGGUGGCUCCUGGGGGCCUUUAGGGGGGCCCCACCUCUCCUACCCCCCCUACACCGCCUCGGCACCCCCCCACCUCCAUCCCCAUGCCUCCGCCUCUGGCUCUGCCUGCCCCCCCGCGUACUCACACCACUCACACAGCCUGCACAGCACAACACCCAGCAGUCAACACAGCGAACGAAGUCCCAGCAGCAGUUCCAACCCCAGCGUGGGGGGGCGGAGCCAGCAGCUGUUGCCCCGGCAACCGGAGCGUAGGUCACCAGGAAGUGGCCGAGGCAGCGAAUCAGAAGGCGGCACGCAGGGAGACGGGGCACGGAGCGCUCACAGCUCAGCCAGUCACGGGAGCCGACACAGCAACAACCAAUCAGGGCAAAGCCACGCACCUUCGUUGCUAGGCAACCCCCAAUCAGGACAUAACCACUCCCAAGGGGCUCGUAGUCACACCCCCUCCGCACACAGCCAGUCUCAGUCGUCCAAUCACAGUCGGCCACGCUCCUCACAUAGCCACGUAGCCCUCUCCGUGCAGAGCCAAUCCCACUCUGCCACGUCAUCGCAGCAAGGAAAAUUUUGA
Engraulis encrasicolus (European anchovy) is the source of this 2638-nucleotide messenger RNA. Its product is annotated as segment polarity protein dishevelled homolog DVL-1-like. Gene Ontology annotation, biological process: canonical Wnt signaling pathway; intracellular signal transduction. Gene Ontology annotation, cellular component: cytosol. Gene Ontology annotation, molecular function: frizzled binding. The transcript is spliced from 18 exons. NCBI's taxonomy places the organism in Eukaryota, Metazoa, Chordata, Actinopteri, Clupeiformes, Engraulidae. The coding region runs from base 278 to 2638 and encodes 786 amino acids. The record is from RefSeq and is a predicted model, not a curated record.